GACUUACAAAGUGAAAGUGUUGUCUUUUCCCCAGCGUUGUUUCUCUAAUGUGUUGCGUUUAUCCGUAACGAUUGAAUUCAUUUCGAUCUUCUAAGAUGCCAGGCAGAAGAGGUCGUCCACUGUUUGGCAUGAGUGCUAGUGGAGCAACAGAGCUACGGAAACCUGGUGUCAGUGGUGACCUGGAUCAUUCGUUGUCGGGAGGAGCAGGAGACGGUCGCCAAGUGCAACCAGCGUGGCAAGAGGAGAGUAGAGUGAAGCCCACAUUCCCUACAGGCACAACAGUGACAUCAACAUCAUCACCAUCAUCAUCAUCAGUAGCAUCGCCAGUAACAGGAGGAGGAGAAGAAGAAGCAGGCAGAGGAGGAGGAGGAGGAGACGCCUCUUCGCCCACAAACACAACACCUCCGAAGAAGACCUUCACCCUGUCUGCAUACGCUGCCGAGUUCGUUCCAAGAUACAUGCAGACAAACACGCCUGAUGAAUUUCAGGCGGAAGAAGACGACAUGUUCGCCGGUGACCCGGCGUGUCGACAGAUGGCCGAGGUCAUCACGAAGCUGACGGUGAACCCGGGAAGCUUCUACGACCUCGUGAACCCGCUCAUCGACUCACUGAACGCCCACGCCGAAACGGAGCAGUCGCUGCAAAUCUGCGUCGACCUCGUCAUUGAUCAGGCAAUUAUGGAACCAAACUUUACGUACACUGGAGCAAGGCUAUGUGAUCAUCUGUCAAAACACCUUCAUGUUAAAGUUGCAUCGGGCAACUUCAGACAACUGUUGUUAGCAAGGUUACAUUUGCAGUUUAAGAAGAGAGAUGAACUGAUGGCAAACGAAUCAACGAUACAUCUUGUACAGGGCCUGUUGGUGUUUCUUGGAGAACUGUUUACGCAGAUGGAGGUUGUGAAAGACGGACGCUCCCAAAAAAUAGAACUAUUUUAUGCCGCAAUUAAAAAUGUGAUAAACACGUUGCUAACGCAGCCAAACGACAGCAACUUGGUGUGCGUUGCACGAGUGUUAAAGAUGACAGGGGCAGGGCUAGAGGAUAAGGAGAGAGAGUUAGUGGGAGCACCACUAACUGAAGCACAAGAUUCACUCGAUGCCAUAUUCCAGCACAUUAAGCAGCUAACGAUGGAGACCAAUGUAUCGAUGCGAACAAAGAGCCUUCUGGGUAAUGUGAUAGAUCUGAGAGCAGCUGACUGGGGUCGCACUCCGGGCUCCCCAGCCGUGAACGCUGACAUGUCUCCACCUAUCGGAGAAUUCGCAUCUAACGUCCCAGUAUUUUACAACACAGAUGGCAGCACAGUUCCAAUAGAAGAUAUGGGAUACUAUUAUGACAGUGAAGUUGGCGACUAUGUGCCUUAUUCCUCGGAGGAUGGCAGUGAGAAUUCUGCUCUUUAUCAGAAUGAAAUGGGUCCAGAUUUGCAGGAGGUUUUUGACGAUAUAGAUGAUGAAAUAGCGAGUGAUUACGAGAAGUUCAUGAUGGAUUCGCAGAAGUGAAACAGCUGUCCAGGACGCAAGUGCAUAGAUCAAUCUUCUCUCUCUUUAAAGUGCAAUUCAUAGCAAACCAAAAUCAAAGAAAAAACCCACCAACGUUUUUAUAUUUUUGCAGUAUUUCCAUAAAGCGGCUAAACACUUUUUGCAUACUUUACAUUUUUGCAUGAACCUGUUACUGAAUGUAGCCUAUUGCAAAAAAAUGCCAGCGGAUGGAAAAUGCACGAUUAAGGGAAUGUACCGCUUCAUCUACGUAAUUAAGGAUGAUUUUACAUGAUGCCGUUUUGUGUGAUAUACGUUUGGAUCUAAGACAAAACAAAAUUCAUUAUCACUUUGAUAGCAUUAGAAGGUGAUUUGACUUUGAUUUGCUACAAAUGCAGGUUUAUACCGAAAGACAAAUUUUAAUCAGGUGAAAUGAGUGAAUAUUCCAUUGGCGUUUCUUUGCCAUACAUUCGAAUGGUGUAUUUUUAGGAUUAUAGGUAGCAAAUUAUUUUGAAUAAUUAUUUUUGGCUGUGGUAUAUUUAAAUCAUUUUAUUUCGUUUUUAGAAAAUGGAUGGGGAACAAUUUUAGAUGACAGGCUCAUUUUUAGAUGAUUAAGAAGACCUCAGAUUGUGUCUCAGCGAUGCUUUUAUGGCCACUGACUGAAUUUGGGUGGGGAGGUCUUCAUAAUUAGUGAAUUAGGAUAAAUAAUUUUAUUGUUAGUACUGGUAUGGGAAGUUAUUCUGAGUAAAUUGUGAAUCCCUUUUCCAGAGCUUUAAGCUCAGGACAGAGGUUUGUGUAGAACUGGUAACACUUGUUUCCUUCUGACGUCACGGACCUUGGCAGUGAUUUCUGUAACUUGGUAAUGAUAUGUAGACAGUAGAAGAUUUGUGCUCGUGGAUUUUACAUGACCUUCUCCACAGCCAAUGUGUAUCACGCCAAUUAAGAAAUGCCUGGAAAUGCACGCAGGUUGAAUACCGACCGAGAUGUCUAUGGCACCUUGCUAGUGUCAUCUAUGGUCCUGAUACAUCGUACAGGUUCGCUUAUAUUCAAUUUCUGUGCUAUUCAAAUUUCAUGAUCUAAGGUGACUGAGUCCAUUUAUUGCAAUAGUUGGGACUGAAAGAACUUGCUCACUUGCGUAGGGUCUUAUAAAUGGUUGUUCGUGGGGUGGCGCACUGCCAUGUUUUGUGAUGAGUACCUACUCGUCUUUCUACACUAGUUCCUGCUCACCAAGUCUGUUGUCAUUCGUUCCAAACGUGCUCAUUAAUGGUUUCUCUUGUUUCCAAAUAUUAUACAUGGUGGAGAGCCAAGCGAGCAGAUAAGGAGGGCAAAUUCAGUAAUGGCUACAUAUUACUAACGACUGAAAUCUGUGAUUAUUGUUCUAAUACACAACGACAAUCUGGUUUCGAUCCAGUGAUGGUUAAUCAUUUCUGAGACAUUUAAAAUUUGGUAUAAAGAUUAUUAUUCCUAAAACUCGAUAGAUAGGUUGUGGUUACCAACCAUGAACAAUACUCAUUUAGGUUUUAUAUAUUUUGUCAGCGAAAUGCACAGACAAAUAUAAAUGAGCUGUUUCCUAAUAGCUGUGCUUUAUAACUUAUUUGCUUUUUAACCAGUUGAUGCUUAGAAAAUCUUCCUGUUCGUCUGUAUUGACUCUUUUUAACAAUAACCUUUGUUUUCACCUGCUUGUGCGAGUUCCAUGGCUUAACUACAUGUAUAGACGUAGUUGCUUAUAAACAGGAUAAAUGAUGUACAAAGUGUAAAAAGGGGAUAAAAUUAAAAAAAACAGGGUAAUAAAUAUAUGUAAUUGAGUAAUGAAUUGGAUGGUGACUGUAUUCGGUGGUGCAGGUUUUAUCCUACGAUCGGGUUUUGUGUCUGUUAAAUGGUGUUCAAUGGUCGUUUCUAUGUUAUUAAUGUUACAGAAAUGCUCAUUGGGGCAUGACUUCACUCUAGUUAGUAAAAACCUUCCAUGCACUACGUAGUACAGAGAAGCCUACAUUACCUAGAGCUAAGCAUGACAAUGUUACAGACAUGCUUCUUAUUUCAUGUAUAUGUUACAAAUGUGCCAGCCAUAAAAUGCCCAUGUUACCUAGGUGUGCAUUGAUUGCUUCAAUGUGCCCCCCCCCUCCUUGCUACAAACUGCCAAGACUUCAUUAUUAUCAUAGGACAGAGGGUAUUUCACAGGUACCCCAAACACCAGGAAAAUGUCAUGUUCUCCAUAUAGCUUCUUGCCCAUCUCCAUGUUGCUCCCACUGACUUUUUUAACAAUCGUGCAUUUAUUUGGAAAGAUCUCAAACGCAGUGUUACCUCUCCCGUCCAUCACCCAACCUCUGCCAAACGGCAGUUUGUAAUUUCUUGUUAGGCGAACGCAGUAUGCGAUGGCUUUGUUAUAUUAAGCAGAGAUAUGAUACUUUGUGUACAUUUCUGGUAGGUGGCAAUCACAUAAAAAACUGCAGAGAAGGUAUUGUGAGAUAGCCUUAGAACUAUAGCCAUUCACUCUGCCACAGGUGCCUGUGGCAGAGGGAAGGGCUAUAGUUCUAGAGCUAAUUGUGAGACAGCUAGGAAAAAUUUUAAUGGUUCCGAGGGUGUUAAUAUCAACUUGUUUCUGUAUGCGACUUGCACUCUGGUGGGUUCGUUAUAUUCGAGCAAAUAGCAGAAGUGACUAGCUGUCGGUUUAAACAUAGAUAUAUACAACACAUAUAUGUGUUGUAUAUAUCUAUGGUUUAAAGAAUGUUGACAUCUCGAUUCUAGUUAUGUUCAGCAUGCACCGUGAAACAUGCCAGCUUGUAAUCAAUUUAAGUAACUAAGCUGUGUAUAUCCCUCAUUCCUCUACUCUAGAUGCGCUGUGUGGGCAACCAUUUUUAUACUAGUUUUUAAAAGUAAAAUGAUGUGGAAGAACUGAAGAAUGUACCUAUAUUUAUAGCUUUUGUGUUAAAUAAAGUUUGGGAUAAAAACCUCAA
Molecule: messenger RNA, 4423 nt
Organism: Priapulus caudatus
Lineage: Eukaryota; Metazoa; Priapulida; Priapulimorpha; Priapulimorphida; Priapulidae
Product: polyadenylate-binding protein-interacting protein 1-like
Exons: 12
Coding region: 96-1493 (465 amino acids)
Biological process (GO): regulation of translational initiation
Molecular function (GO): protein binding; translation activator activity; RNA binding
Source: RefSeq, a predicted model, not a curated record